This is a messenger RNA of Echinococcus granulosus, 414 nucleotides long. RefSeq lists its product as hypothetical. The record is from RefSeq and is a predicted model, not a curated record. Gene Ontology annotation, biological process: Golgi to plasma membrane protein transport. The transcript is spliced from 4 exons. NCBI's taxonomy places the organism in Eukaryota, Metazoa, Platyhelminthes, Cestoda, Cyclophyllidea, Taeniidae. Bases 1 to 414 code for a protein of 137 amino acids. Gene Ontology annotation, cellular component: trans-Golgi network; synaptic vesicle membrane; dendrite.
AUGCGGCAGCAACGCUGCGACUACUUCUAUAACUACUUCACUCUUGGCGUGGAUGUCCUCUUUGACGCGCGAACGCAUCGUGUCAUCACCUUUGUGCUUCACACCAAUCAGCCUGGGGAGUACGCAUUCAACAUCUACUACCGUUGCAUGUUCGAGAUCCCUCUCUCAAUCACCUCCGACGACGGCGAAGUCAAGUCGCUAGUGAUCGACCCGUUCGUAAAGAUUCAAUCCCUGCUUGAGGGCGUGAUCAAUGAGCAGCCUGUGGUGAUCCACCAGGAGACGGCUACGCGCAGGAAUCCUUUUGGCGUGACCAACGCCUACAACUAUCGUGAUCUUAUCUUCGAGGUGCUUCCGCAAAAUGGCUAUCUGGCCUCAGUGACAAUCUACUCCCUGCCCGAGGAGGCUACAUCCUAA